This is a messenger RNA of Aphanomyces astaci, 1179 nucleotides long. RefSeq lists its product as hypothetical. NCBI's taxonomy places the organism in Eukaryota, Oomycota, Saprolegniomycetes, Saprolegniales, Verrucalvaceae. The transcript is spliced from 3 exons. The record is from RefSeq and is a predicted model, not a curated record. The coding region runs from base 36 to 770 and encodes 244 amino acids.
CGAGUUUCGUCGGCAUUUCCCAUCUUUAGCGGUCCAUGGACUUUACCUGGACGAUGCAAGCGAUCACGAACCGUAUUCUCCGCAGCGCCGUAGAAACCUUCAUGUUGAACGGCUCCCGCGCUCGACUCGGGUACGUCAACUCUGUCGUCGCUGCCGGCGGAUACCAGUGGUCGUACUUGGAGAAGCAUGCUCGCAGCGAACAUGACGACGGCGAAAGAGGCGUUGUGGAUGCUUCGACCCAACCUGUGGUGGUGUUUGUGCACGGGUUUUCGUCGGAGAAGGACUCGUGGAUGAGCGUCGCCAAGCAUGUGCCGUCGUCAGCCCGAGUGCUCAUCCCGGACCUCCCAGGACACGGCAUGACAUCUCCAAUGCUACCCUCGGGAGACUACCGCGCCAUGGCGCAAGUGCGCAACUUGAAAUCGUUCCUAGACGCGACGGUCGGCCCCGACACGCCCGUGCAUCUCGUCGGGUGCUCCAUGGGCGGGUUGAUCUCGGGGGUGUUUGCUGCCACGUACCCACAUCGGUUGCACAGCUUGACGCUGAUCUGUCCUGCCGGUGUGUCCAUGCCGCGUAAGAGUCCCGUGCUCAAGCUGUACGAGGACGACGGCGUCAACGCCAUGCGCGGCGGCACCGUGGACGAGCUCACCGACAUGUUCCAGUACAUCGCAUAUCGUCCGCCGGGCACGGCCAUGGAGAAACCCACGGGCAUGCGACGGAUGCUCCUCAGUGUAUUUGCCAACUACCGGGUAAAAACCCUAUUGGCCAUCUAAUACCCUUUUACCCACCCUUGAUUUAUAUACCCUUUUACCUAUCCUUACGUUUUUCGAUCAAUCAGGCGGAGCGGAUGCCCGUGAUGGACAAGGUGUUGGCCGAUAUGAUGGCCGACCAAACCGCGCUGGAGAGCCAACUCCACAAGAUACAGGCCAAGACGGUGGUGCUGUGGGGACAGAACGACCAGAUCCUGGACGUGUCAUGUCUCGAGAGAAUGGACGCCCUCAACGCGGAGAAGGUCGUGAUCCCGCUCUGCGGACACAUCGUGCAGCAGUCGUACCCUGACAUUUGCGCCGCCUACAUCAAUCGGUUCCUAGAGGACACACCGGUAGAAGCCACAGCUGCCAUGGCGCUGGCCUAACUUAAUACAUGAAGAGCUUGUCCAUCGUUCUGCCCGCCUAAAUCCAC